Molecule: messenger RNA, 591 nt
Organism: Capsicum annuum
Lineage: Eukaryota; Viridiplantae; Streptophyta; Magnoliopsida; Solanales; Solanaceae
Exons: 2
Coding region: 1-591 (196 amino acids)
Source: RefSeq, a predicted model, not a curated record
AUGGUGGGAGGUGAUUACAAUGUUAUUCUCAAUGCAGAGGAGAAACUUAGUGGUCUUGAUGUUAUCUUUGAUAAAAUAAUUGACUUUGCUCAAUGUGUUAACAAUUGUGCACUCUCAGGCCUGGUUUAUAAAGAUAAUAUAGACACUUGCUGGAAUGGUAGAAUAGAAGAGGAGUGCAUUUUCAAGAGGCUGGAAAUAAUCUUGGUUAACUCAUAUUUCUUACAAGAGAGACCUAAUUCUGAGAGCAGAAGCACUUAUGGGAAUAUUUUUCACAAAGUAUCAACUUUGGAAGAUAUUGUAAGAGUGAAGGAGUUGCAACUAGAAAUAAACUAUACAGAAGAGAAUCAAAUGGAGUUGAGAGCACCAGAAGAAGAAUUGAGGAAGCAUUACCAGUUAGAAGAGAAAUUCUGGAAGCAGAAGUCUAGAAUGACAUGGUUUAAGGAUGGUGAUAGAAACACUAAAUUUUUUCUCAAUUAUAUCAGGGGCAAGAUGAAGAGACUUAGUAUACAGGAAAUAGAAAAUGAGCAGGGAACUGUCUUACAGGAACUAGAUAGUAUUAGGGAAGAAGCAGUGAAUUAUUUUAAGAAAUAA